Hypanus sabinus (Atlantic stingray) is the source of this 2893-nucleotide messenger RNA. Its product is annotated as interferon regulatory factor 6-like. Bases 821 to 2275 code for a protein of 484 amino acids. Gene Ontology annotation, biological process: regulation of transcription by RNA polymerase II; immune system process. The transcript is spliced from 11 exons. Gene Ontology annotation, cellular component: nucleus. The record is from RefSeq and is a predicted model, not a curated record. NCBI's taxonomy places the organism in Eukaryota, Metazoa, Chordata, Chondrichthyes, Myliobatiformes, Dasyatidae. Gene Ontology annotation, molecular function: protein binding; RNA polymerase II cis-regulatory region sequence-specific DNA binding; DNA-binding transcription factor activity, RNA polymerase II-specific.
GAGACUGCGUACGUGUGUGUGUUGCAACUUUAUCGACAGUCCUGUCUCUCGCGGCUCCCAGCUUGUAUUUGAGGUGGGUUGCCAUAAUCUUCCUUUAAAUAAACUGCUCGCCUUUCCGAGGCCGCACAAUUCCACCUCCAACAGUCGCUUUUCCUUGACGGUUUCUCGGCCGUGCUGGCUCAGGAACCCGGAAGGGUGUGGACUGGGCAAGGAACAGCUGUAACGGCGGCGUCAUUUUCACGGUCAGAUAGUUGCAGCUCAGUUUGAAACUCAGGAAGUGAGGUUGGGUCUCUCACAUCCUCUAUCUGGAAGCCCAAGGAGGAAUAAAAUACGCUUUCGAUCUGACUGUCACCGAAGGGUUGCGAGCCUAACGAGUACGGAGCCGACACGGUGGGAAAGCCGCGGAGAACUACCCAGGCGAGAAGGGAGAAAGCCCGACGCCGGAUCGGGGAUCCGAACCGAUCGACUCAAUGUUCCUGUGAUAAGUUCGUCAAUUUCCGGUCCUCUCUCGGGAUUUGCGAAUCCAGAACAUUGUUUCACGUGCUUUAUCGAAUGAGUCCGUGGUCGCUCGAAGCUUGCAGUGUGUACAAGCGAAGGAAAGCCCCAUCUGCACUGCGUAACUCCAUAAAUGAAGUGUGGUUUGCAGUGAAGAUUCAUCAUCUUCUGGUUUAAAAUCGCUAUCGAAACAAACGCCACCAGUUCAGAUGAAGGGUGUGGAGCUGAACUGUCGACUGUCUAUUUCUCUCUACGUGUGUUGUCUGACUCACCAAGAACAUCCAUCUUUAACUUCACGUGAUUGGACAUUGAGGAGCCUAGAGUGAUGGCCAUGCACCCACGCAGGAUUCGGUUAAAACCAUGGCUCCUGGCACAGGUUGACAGCGGCCAUUACCCUGGGCUCCAGUGGUUAGAUGAGCAGCGGAAGCAUUUUCAGAUCCCGUGGCGGCAUGCCACCAGGCACAUCCCUACCCAGGAUGAUGACAACACCAUUUUCCGGGCUUGGGCAGUGGAGACAGGCAGAUAUCAGCAGGGGAUUGACGGCCCGGAUCCUGCUAAGUGGAAAGCAAAUCUCCGCUGUGCACUCAACAAGAGCCGGGAGUUCAAACUGAUCUAUGACGGAACCAAGGAGACCCCAAUGCAGCCAUACAAGAUCUACCAAGUGUGUGACAUUCAGCAGUCUAAUGGAGAAAACAACACUCCAGAGGCCAAUGACUAUGAGUGGGACGACGAGGAUGAGCGUCAACUCCAAACUUUGUUCCCAUCAAUGACCUUGGAAGAUAAUGCCAGCCUACCACCGUAUCCAACCCAGUCCUGGCCGAAACAGGAGGUUGCAGCGUCAGAUUCCCGUGUGAAUGGAGGACUUGCUCACCCAACGCUCCCACAAGGGGACCUCUCCCACGCAAACCUCGAUCAGAGUGAACUCACACAGCCAAACCUUGUCCAUGGGCUUGUUCAGCCAAAUAUCCCUCCAGCAGCUCAAGGGUCAAUUCAUCCACUCCCAUUGCAGCAAGUGGAUCAGUUCCCAUCACUGAUCACUUCUGAAAUGUUUAUCAACUCUCUGCCAUUGACGGACCUGGAUGUGAAAUUCCAGUACCGAGGGAAACAGAUGGGAUCAUUGAUCACUGUCAGCAAUCCUCAUGGCUGCCGCCUGUACUACGGUGACCUAGGCCCUAUCCCAGACCAAGUGGAGCUCUUUGGACCCGUUACCCUAGAGCAGGUCCGUUUCCCCGGCACAGACCAGUUGUCUCAUGAGAAGCAGCGGUAUUACACUAACCACCUGUUGGAUGUCAUGGACCGGGGUCUGAUUCUGGAGAUCCAUGGACAAGAUAUCUAUGCCAUUCGUCUAUGCCAGUGUAAAGUGUACUGGUCAGGACCAUGUGCUAAUGGAGCAUCAGGACCUAACCCCAUUGAGAGAGAGAAGAAGAUCAAGCUUUUCAGUUUGGAGAACUUUCUUAGUGAAUUGAUAAUGUACCAGAAGGGGCAAGUGAGUGUUGCCCCUCUGUAUGAGAUCCAACUCUGCUUUGGUGAGGAGUGGCCCGAUGGAAAGCCCAAGGAAAAGAAGCUGAUUAUGGUGCAGGUGAUUCCAGUUGUGGCACGGAUGAUGUUUGAGAUGUUUUCUGGAGAGCUGUCAUUUGAUAGCGGGAGCAUCCGUCUCCAGAUUUCCAACCCAGACCUUAAGGACAAUGUGGUAUUUCAGUUUAAGGAACUCCACCGGUUGCUGCAGCAGUCCCAGCAGGGCCAGGGGCAGUGGUUAAUGCAACCUGCUAACCCACAGUGAAUCAGAACAUCCACAUGAAGAGGAAACAAGCCCUCCAGAAUACUGCCAAGCUUCUUGGAUCAUGGAUUUAAACCUGCUGCUAACAUCUUUCAAUAGGAAAGUUUCAAGAGUUUAAAUGCAGACAGACUAAGGCAACCACCAGAACAUUACACACCUAGUAUUGAAACUGGCAAAACGCGCAGUUUGAAAGAGAACUCACUCCUCAGCAUGGAUUUGUCUUUCCAUUACCACCUCUGAAAGUCAAAGGGCUGCUUCAGUCCACUUCUGUCAGAUUGCAACACCGUGGAGGGGACAACAAAUGCUCACAGACAACGGCAACAUUUUCUUUAUUAAGAGGAAAGUGUCUGUAUCUAGUUUCAAAGCCCAAAAUUGUGUUGCAGUGUGAGAUCUCAUGCUGUACAAAUAGCCAUGUGUAAGCUUUGAGUAUGAUGAGUGUGUUUCAUAUCACAGAGCACAAAGUGGACACACCAUGACACUCCUUUUGUAAUUAGUCUUCUUGCUGAUCGCUACCAUUCUGUUUGAAAGCAACCAGAGCUACUAACGACAGCGUGUCCUCUAGCAUACCUACUCCAUGCACUUUUGAUUGGAAUGCUUCUGCAAUACAAGUCUUUUGUUUAA